Molecule: messenger RNA, 1997 nt
Organism: Nematolebias whitei (Rio pearlfish)
Lineage: Eukaryota; Metazoa; Chordata; Actinopteri; Cyprinodontiformes; Rivulidae
Gene: ntng2a
Product: netrin g2a
Exons: 11
Coding region: 272-1903 (543 amino acids)
Source: RefSeq, a predicted model, not a curated record
UUAACAGGAGAAGGAAGACAAGAAGAAAAAACAAAAGAGCUCCUGCAGGGGGAAGAAUUUUAGUUCAUUUUACCAAGAGUUCACCUGAAGACCCUCAGAGGACCAGUAUGGGCAGGACAUCCUAUUGUUGACUGGGAGUUUUAUGCUCACCUGGCUGUCAUGAUAACUUCACAGUGAACACCUUUUUUUGGUUGAAGCAUUAGUGGAGGAGCUGGGCUUGUAGAGAGAAAAAUGAUGAUUUCGAUGAACUUCCUGUCUGACUGACUGCGCAAUGGCCUCUUUUAAUUGGCCCCCAUAUUGGUCCAUUCAGUUUUUUGUUCUCCUCACAUUCUUGCUGCCAUGGUGCUGGACUCAGAUCAGCAAUCAGUUUGAAAUGUGCCGCUCCCGACGCAAUUCAGAGGUGGGGCCAGAAUGGAAGUUCUCCGCCUGUCAGCCCCCCGCAACCAACAUGAAGGAGUUCAUGCAGAUCAGAGUUGACCCGCCUGGGAUCACAUGUGGAAACCCACCUGAAAGAUUCUGCACACUGGAGAACCCUUACCUUUGCAGUGAUGAGUGUGACGCCUCCAGCCCUGACUUGUCUCACCCCCCUCAGCUGAUGGGAGACAAGGAGAGGGGUGGGCUCAUCACAUAUUGGCAGACGGUCACAUGGUCCAGGUAUCCUGAGCCCUUAAUGGCCAACAUCACUCUGUCGUGGAACAAGAGCCUCGAGGUGGUUGACGAUAUUAUCAUCACCUUUGAGUAUGGCCGACCGACCAGCAUGGUGCUGGAGAAAUCUAUGGACAAAGGAGCAACAUGGCAGCCCUAUCAGUACUAUGCUGAUGACUGUCUCGAAGCCUUUGGGAUGUCCCCUAAACAAGUUUCUGAUUUAGCACCAACAAACUUAACCCGAGUUGUCUGCACAGAGAAUUUUUCCCGCUGGGUUGGAGCCAAGGAGGAGAAGAAUGUGGUGUUUGAGGUGCGCGCUCGGUUCGGAGUGUUUGCUGGUCCAAAGCUCAUUAACAUGGAUGCUCUGUACACCCGAAUGGAGACCAUGAAAGGCCUCCGAGACUUCUUCACGUUCACCAACCUUCGACUGCGCCUCCUCCGUCCAGCGCUGGGAGGAACUUAUGUACAAAGAGACAACCUGCUCAAGUACUUCUAUGCUGUUUCCAACAUCGAUGUACCUGCCAGGUGUAAAUGUAACCUGCAUGCAUCUCGGUGUUUACUGCGCGAUGCAACACUGCAGUGUGAAUGUGACCACUACACAAUGGGACAAGACUGCCAACGCUGCAGUGGAGACUUCAGAUCCUCCAGCUGGAGACCAGGAUCAUACCUGCCCCUGCCCAGAGGCUCUGCCAACACCUGUAUGCACCAGCAAUUAUCUCCUCUAAACUGUGAGUGCAACGGUCACUCCAACCGCUGCAGCUACAUUGACUUCAUCAACGCUGUCACAUGUGUGAGCUGCAAACACAACACGAGAGGUCAGAAGUGUCAGUACUGUCGCUUGGGUUACUAUAAAAAUGCCUCGCUGCCUCUGGACCAUGAAAACAUCUGUGUGGAGUGCGACUGCAACGCAGACGGCAGCUCGUCUCCUCACUGUUCAGAUUCUGGUCUCUGUCCCUGUAAAGCUGGAGCCACGGGGAGGCGCUGUAACUCCUGCCUUCCUGGAUACACCUGGAGAGGAGGCGGAGCUCCAUGCACAGAGAAAGUGUGCGACGCAGAGGAAUUAAUUUGUCAGAAUGGUGGGACCUGCGUGAACUUCCAGCGUUGCAACUGUCCCGCUACCUUCACAGGUCAGCUCUGUGAGCAAAGCAUCUGUCUGAAGACAGGUGGCUGCAAAGAAAACUCUGAGAGCUCAUCCUCUUUGGUGACAUCACACCUUUACCUGCUGUCCCUCAGUCUGAUCACCUCCACCUUCAGCUGACUACACCCUCAUCACAAGCCGCGCCUUCCUAUGACAUCACGCAUUUUCCAGCUGUCUAAUCUCCGCCUUCUGUUGACCACGCCCUUAUUCUACA